This is a messenger RNA of Closterium sp. Naga37s-1, 1629 nucleotides long. The record is from the annotation of a GenBank genome assembly. NCBI's taxonomy places the organism in Eukaryota, Viridiplantae, Streptophyta, Zygnematophyceae, Desmidiales, Closteriaceae.
AUGGCCCUCACCGGCCUUGUCGCUGCCGCUCGGGUCCUUCGUCGGAGCUCUUGGAGUCGCCAUGCGCGUGCACUCUUUGCGCUUCCCCCGGGAGUAGUCCUCCCGAGCAGCAAGGGGCCUCUCGCCGCCACUCGCUGCGAGGGUGCCGAGAGUUGCGCUCAGACCGACGGAUCCGUCGCAUCCCCUUUGCUUCUCCGCGCGCUCCAUUCGCUCGUUGAGUCUACUCAGCCAUCCGCCCCUCAUCCCUCCGGCUCUGCCCCUCAUGUCUCGCGUUCCUUCUCACCUGUCGUGCCGUCGCAGCUCGCCGCGGGGCUGUGCACGAGCGCUGCCAGCAGCGUUCCCCUGCCCGUGCAGCACGGCGCGUCCACGAUGCGCAACGCCGUGAUGCGCGAGGUGGGCGCGCCGCUGCGCGUGGAGCUGCUGCGCAUCCCGCGGCCCCAGGCGGGCGAGGUGCUCAUCAAGACGCGCGCAUGCGGAGUGUGCCACACGGACCUGCAUGUGAUGCGCGGCCACGUGGCGUUCCCCGCGCCGUGUGUGCUGGGCCACGAGGUCAGCGGGGAGGUCGUGGACCACGGCGCCGGCACUGAUGCCGCCACCAUCGCCAGGCUGCCGGUGGGAUCACGAGUGGUGGCGGCGUUCAUCAUGCCGUGCGGCUCCUGCUUCUUCUGCACCCAUGUCAGUCACUCGCCCUCGCCACGCCACGCCACAUCAUUCCAGCUGCAUGCAUAUACACCCCACAUAUGCCACACUCCACCCUGCCCACACGGCCUUCUUUUCCACGCCUCUCAUCCCGAGCGCGCAUGGCAGGGGCAGGAGGACAUAUGCUCCACAUUCUUUGCAUUCAACCGCCUGCACGGCACGCUCUACGACGGCCACACCCGCCUCUUCUCUGCCGACCCCUCCGCGGCCCCCCUGGCGAUGUACAGCAUGGGCGGGCUGGCGGACUACUGUGUGGCGCCCGCCACCGCCGUGGCGCCACUGCCCCCCGCGCUGCCGCUGCCGGAGGCGGCCGUCAUGGGCUGUGCGCUCUUCACCGCCUUCGGAGCGCUGCGCCACGCAGGGGACGUGCGCGCCGGCGAGACCGUGGCGGUGGUGGGGGCGGGCGGCGUGGGCGGCAGCUGUGUGCAGGUGGCGCGCGCCAUGGGGGCGGCGAGCAUCGUAGCGGUGGACGUGGCGGAGGACAAGCUGCAGCGCUGCCGUGCUCUGGGCGCCACCCACACCGUCAACGCUGCCAAGGAGGACGUGGUGGACGCCAUCAGGGCCAUAACGGGCGGCAGGGGGGUGGACGUGGCGGUGGAGGCGUUGGGGCGGGCGGAGACGUUUGGGCAGACGGUGCACGCAGUGAGGGACGGGGGCAGGGCGGUGAUGGUGGGCAUUGCUAAUGCCGGCACCACCGCUGCUGUUGACAUCACCCGACUCAUUCCUGCCUGGGGCCUUCCGACCUGCAUGCUUCCCUCCACCCCCCUCUUCCCCUCCCUGCAGAUCAAGAUCAUAGGGUCGUACGGGGCCAAGGCGCGGUCGGAUUUGCCAGCAGUGGUGGCGCUGGCAGCAGCGGGGAGGGUGGACGUGGUGUCCAGUCUGGAAAAGGGCAAUGUGCUAGGCCGGGCUAUUGUAGACAUGACUCUCUGA